Condylura cristata (star-nosed mole) is the source of this 930-nucleotide messenger RNA. Its product is annotated as olfactory receptor 145-like. The record is from RefSeq and is a predicted model, not a curated record. Gene Ontology annotation, cellular component: membrane. Lineage: Eukaryota; Metazoa; Chordata; Mammalia; Eulipotyphla; Talpidae. Gene Ontology annotation, biological process: sensory perception of smell; G protein-coupled receptor signaling pathway. Gene Ontology annotation, molecular function: odorant binding; G protein-coupled receptor activity; olfactory receptor activity.
AUGGCUUCCGGAAAUGACUUUUUUUUUGUGACUGAAAACCUCUUGAUGGGAUUAACAAAACGACUAGACCUCCAAUUCCCCUUGUUCCUCCUGUUUCUAGUAAUAUACAUGAUUACUGUGUUGGGAAAUUUGGGUUUGAUAAGUCUAAUUGGGCUGAAUUCACAUCUUCAUACUCCCAUGUACGUUUUCCUCUGUAACUUGUCUUUCAUAUAUUUGUGUUAUUUAACUGUAUACACACCCAAUAUGCUGAUUAGUUUUGUGUUAGAGAAGAAUACUAUCUCUUACAUGGGAUGCAUGACCCAGCUUUUCUUUUUCUGUUUCUUUGUGAAAGCAGAAUAUGUGCUGACAUCAAUGGCCUAUGAUCACUAUGCGAUCAUCUGUAACCCACUCAUGUACAACGUUGCCAUGUCUCUUAAGGUGUGUUCCAGUCUGAUGCUUGGUUCAUACGUGAUAGCAUUUUUGAAAGCCAUGAUCCAUACAGGAAGCAUGCUGAAACUGACCUUCUGUGGUGCCAACAGGAUCAAUCAUUAUUUUUGUGACAUCCUCCCUCUGCUUGAGCUUUCCUGUACCAGCACCUAUGUCAAUGAACUGGUAGUUUUCAUUGUGGCGGGCGUGAACAUCAUCAUGCCCACUGUCACCAUCUUUGUGUCUUAUGGCUUCAUCCUCGCCAGCAUCCUCCACAUCAGCUCCACAGGGGGCAGGUCCAGAGUCUCCAGGACCUGCAGCUCCCACAUCAUGGCUGUUUCUCUCUUCUUUGGCUCAUCUGCCUUUAUGUCCCUCAAGCCCUCUUCCACUGGAUCUUUGAAUCAGGGAAAAAUCUCUCUCUUCAAUACCAAUGUGGUUCCCAUGAUGAACCCUUUAAUUUACAGUUUCAGAAACAAAGAUGUUAAACUUGCUAUGAGAAAAACCCUGAAUAGGAGAAAAUUUUGA